Molecule: messenger RNA, 3266 nt
Organism: Sphaerodactylus townsendi
Lineage: Eukaryota; Metazoa; Chordata; Lepidosauria; Squamata; Sphaerodactylidae
Gene: FBXL22
Product: F-box and leucine rich repeat protein 22
Exons: 2
Coding region: 2163-2843 (226 amino acids)
Biological process (GO): SCF-dependent proteasomal ubiquitin-dependent protein catabolic process
Cellular component (GO): SCF ubiquitin ligase complex
Molecular function (GO): protein binding
Source: RefSeq, a predicted model, not a curated record
UGUCAAAAGGUGACUUUGGAGAACUGUGGUUGAGAACGGGAAAAGGUGUUUGUCCUCAAUACCACCGCUGUGUGAGGAAACCUUUCAGCUGAUCGGGGCUGCAAACGGAGCUUCUGGACAGUUAACAAUGUUGAAAAAUUAAUAACCUUUUUUGGUUCCGUUUUUAUGUUCUAACAAAAAAAGGGUCUUCACAGGACCACCCUGAAAGGGGUUGUAGCCUGGGAUGCAAACGAAUUUCUGUUGAAGCAGCUGCUGCGCGAGGAAACCUCUCCGCUGUAUGGAGUUGUAAACGGAGCUUCUAAACCGUUGACAAUACUGAAAUGUUGAUAAACCUUUUUUAUUCCUUUUUUAUGUUCUAACAAAAAAAAGGUCUUUAGUGAAAUGUUCACAGGACCACCCUGAGAGGGGUUGUAGCCUGCAAUGCAAACGGAUUUCUGUUGAGGCAGCCAUCUUGGAUUUAUGCCACCCACCCAUUCAGACAAAACACCUGGUAGUCCAUGACAGCAGUAGAAGAGGAGUUUGCAUUUAUACCCCCCUUUUCUGUCCUGUAAAGCGACUCAGAGUGGCUUACAGAUUCCUUCCUCUUCCCACAAAAUGGUGAGCUAGGUGGGGCUGAGACAGUUCAGAGAGAACUGUUUCUAGUUCAAGACCACCCAGCAGGCUUUAUGUGGAGGAGCAAGGAAUCGAACCUGGUUCUCCAGAUGAGAGUCCACCACUCAACCACUGCAACACACUGGCUCUACAGGACACUAUAUUAGCAGUGUAUCCAUUGUGGUCAUUUAUUCCUGUCAGGCAAAGAGUUACCCGUGUUUGAUUGUUCGAUGCAAACGAAUGAAGUGUCUGGGUCUGGAUGGGGUCAUGACCCCUUCAGGUGGGCCACCAGAGGUUCUAGAGGACAACCUGAUGACCCCCCACCACUGAGCAGGGCAGCAACACUCUGAACCCUCCAACUUUUCAGGACUGGGGUGAAAAUGAUGAUUUGGGGGAAGGGGAAGUGAAGAGUGCCGUUUCUCAGAUAGCUGCAUCGUCGCAGGAAACACAGCUGUUCUGAUGCAGGUGCUUGUAAAAUUCCUAAUUACUGUAGGGGGGACUUCAGGUUAUUGGGAUGACCCUAGCUCAGCUUUCAGAAUGUCUAAUUAGAUGCCACUGGGGUUACUAAACAUCCUUUUGAAAAAUUCUCGUUGCAGGGGUCACUUGAGGUCAGUGGGGUUCCUAGGGAAGUGGGCGCUGAAUGCUCCUUUUCCCUUGCAGCAGGGGCCUUGUUGAGAAUAAGUAGCAGUGCUCAAAGUAGCCCCACCCCUUUAAAGCCAUGGUUUGGGGUGGGGGAAGCCAUAGGCUUAGCUAUGUGGUCUGAUAGCCAGUGGGCCCCUCCUGCCUCAGGAAGCAGCUGCUCAGCCCCACGGGAGGGUUUUCACCUUUGCCCAGCCGCCGUGUGCCCAAACUGCAGCGUGUCCUAAACAGGUGGCCUCCUCCUCCUCCUCCUCCUCCUCCUCCCGGGGGCUCCAGGCGCUGUCCUCUUGGCUAGCUCAGUCUCCGUGUUGGCCCUCGAAGCUCAAGGGGGUUGCUUGCCUAGCUUUGCAAAAGAGCCAGCAAGCAGGAGGUAUUUUUGCAGCUACUUCUGAGGUUUUGAUGCUGUGCUAAAAACCAACAUUGUGAAGCCAGGCUCUCUUCAGCCCCACCCUGGCAUUCUGGAGAAGCACCUGCUCCGUGGCCCUACCCCCCGCCAGCCAGAGAGAAGGCACUGCUGGGGAUGGCGGCUGCAUCUGCCCCGGGCUGAGCGAGGCCUGCUGCCGGCCACACCACAAGGGCCAUGCUCCCUGCGAUCUGGCUCUCUCUAAACAAGCACCGUCUCCCAUUCAACAUGCCUGGCCUUCAAGGAAGAAAGAGACUUGAGAGGUCCUUUUAAGGCAACAGUUAUUGUGUGGUGGCUGCAGCCAUUCCCUGGGGAGCGGAUGCUGCAGCUGCAGCCACCCUGCCUGCCCUUGAUCCUUGCCUUUGCCCCCAUCUCUUCUGAACCUCCCCCUCCCCCCCCACCAGCUGCUGGCCAAAAAUAGCCUCCAUUCCACAACCAUAUUUGUGCAAGAGACCAGGAGCAACUUGGAAGCAGGUCAGCUGCCGGCAGAAGCCGCCUCCUUCCCGCUCACGCUCACACUCCAAGAGGGAUGCACAUCACGCAGCUGAACGGGGAGUGCCUGCUCCACCUUUUUUCUUUCCUGGACAAAAACAGCCGGAAAAACCUGGGCCAGACGUGCCGCUGCUUGAUGACAGUCUUCCGGGAGCCCUCGCUCUGGCCUCUGCUGCAGUUCCACUCGCCUGCCGAACUCACCAAGGGGAACUUUGUCCUGGGGCCAGCCCUGCGCCGCCUCUCCGUCUGCUGGCACUCCAGCCGGGUCAAAGUCUGCAACAUUGAGGACUGGCUGAAGAACGCCUUCCAGAGGGACGUCUGCAGCACCCACGAGCGCACCGUCAACGACUUCUUGCUCCAAGUUUGCAAGAGGUGCCCAAACCUUCUGGCCCUGACCCUUUCGGGGUGUGGCCACGUCACCGAUGACGCUCUCGCGCUGCUGUUCCAGAGCUGCCCCUGCCUCAGGACUCUCCAACUGGAAAACUGCGUCCGGAUCAGCGACCGGACUCUGGAAGCUGCGGCCCUCCAUGCUGACUCUUUACAAACCCUGCAAGUGGAUUUCUGCAGGAACAUCACUCAGGCUGGUCUGCGGAGGUUCCGGAAAAAACGUCCUGCGGUAACUCUGACAGCGGAGAGGAGCGCAGACAUGAUCCCAGACCAAAAACCGGGCAACUGUAGCGUGUCUGAACGAGCAGCAAAAAAACUCUUGUGGUGCUAACCGCAUCCCGUGACUGGUGUGCUUCUGUUUCAGGAUCUGAAUGGGAACACUGGGGUACAACCACUAGGAAACUCUCUGGCAUAAGCCCCCGGCAGUCUCUGGAGGACCUUGGAUUUGGGUUGCCUGGAAGGAGUAGGGGGUCACUUUCCCAUAGAAGGAAGAUCAGCCACAUGUUUGCACAAAGCCUGGAGAACUUCUCCAGUGGAAUUCUGGACCAUCACCAUGACAGACGCAGUAGGAGAUAAAUCACGGACCUUAUUUCUUGUGUCGGGCACUUCUACCCUUUACCAGCAUCUCAACUUGUGAUCAUCUCUGAAAAACCCCAAACUCUGCAAAAGGAAGUUGCAUCUCUCCGUUUGCCAAGACUUUGCUCUACCACGAUAGUUAAUUUUUACCAAAAUAAAUUAUUUAGCGUAAAGAAAA